Vigna angularis (adzuki bean) is the source of this 545-nucleotide messenger RNA. Its product is annotated as putative lipid-transfer protein DIR1. Gene Ontology annotation, molecular function: fatty acid binding. Gene Ontology annotation, biological process: systemic acquired resistance. The coding region runs from base 84 to 392 and encodes 102 amino acids. The record is from RefSeq and is a predicted model, not a curated record. The transcript has a single exon. Lineage: Eukaryota; Viridiplantae; Streptophyta; Magnoliopsida; Fabales; Fabaceae.
AUUGUAGGAAUCACAGAUCCAAAAAUCAGAAUCAGUGAAACAUCGAAGUGAUUGAGUUAGAAAGAGAUAAGUGGUGAUAAAAGAUGGAAGAAAGAAAGUGGGUGGUAAUGGUGGUGGUGGUGGUGGUGAUGGGUUGUUGCAUGUGGAAAGGGUGCAAUGGUCUGAGUCUGUGUGACAUGAAUGAAGAGGGAUUGGAAGCAUGCAAGCCCUCAGUGACUGAGCCAAACCCAGUCGAUCCAUCACCUAAGUGCUGCAAAGCUCUGGCUGGUGCUGACUUGAAAUGCCUUUGCUCUUACAAGAACUCUUCAACGUUACCUUUUCUUGGAAUUGACCCAAAUCUUGCCACUUCACUUCCUGCAAAGUGCAAUCUCACUCCUCCAGAUAAUUGCUGAUCUAAUUCCCUCAUCUCUUUUUCUUCUUUCUGUCUUAUAAUUAUCUUUUCUCCAGAUCACCAAGAGAGAGAAAAAGAAAAUAAUUGUGCUCCUUUUUUUUUUAAUUUCUUUUUUGUUUACCAUAUAAGAUCUGUUCUUCUUCUUUGUUAUGUA